This is a messenger RNA of Varroa destructor (honeybee mite), 8783 nucleotides long. RefSeq names its product potassium voltage-gated channel protein Shaw-like. Gene Ontology annotation, cellular component: dendrite membrane; presynaptic membrane; voltage-gated potassium channel complex. Gene Ontology annotation, biological process: protein homooligomerization; action potential; potassium ion transmembrane transport. Gene Ontology annotation, molecular function: delayed rectifier potassium channel activity; protein binding. The record is from RefSeq and is a predicted model, not a curated record. NCBI's taxonomy places the organism in Eukaryota, Metazoa, Arthropoda, Arachnida, Mesostigmata, Varroidae.
CGGUUGUGUGAGUGAUACCAGGUCGCGCAUGCGUGCACACUCCAAGAAAGCAGCCAGGCAUCAAUGGCUGGCUUAAAGGUCUGCUGAAUACCUCAGUGCAGGCCUUAUUCUUUUCCUCGUUUUGGUCCUUGCCUUAGUUAAAAAGACAGUAAACAAGGAGGUGAAGCAAUAGAAAAACAGACCUGUCGUUUUAACAAUAACUAUUGCAUGGGCAUAUCACAAGAAAUCUGCGCCAAACCCCACAUCAAGAGCGUAACAGGGAUCUAGUGGUAUGGCGCAACGCGUGGUGUAAAUAAUACGAAUAGAUUGCUUUGUCGCAGCACUACGUAACCGUCAACAGGUACGCACUCCUGAGUAAAGAAACCUUUGCUUUAUAGGGCUCUGGGUGACGUUGACAACAAAGUGAAUUCUUAACGAAGUAAUAAGUGCUCUGCCAGACGAACGGAUCUAUUUCAACGCAAUAAUAUUCCUUUACGUAUAUUGUGCCCUACGUCGAAGUAAACGCAGCUGAGGGACACGAGGCGGUACAUCGAAUCAGUUACUUGAAGCUCGCAAGUAGUUUUAGGACUGGAGCUUGUGAAAGUCAAAAAUGUGGUGUAAGAGACAUGUUUACAAUGCCAAAUGUACGGCCCACAGUUGCUUUGCGAAUAACUGGACGUGCUAAAAUCCGCUUCGUUAUGUGAAAAAGUACUGACCUAAAGUUGAUUACUACCGUGUUCAACACUUCCUAUCUGCUUUUUUUGUCACUCACAAAUUAAAUAAACAUUGAUGGCUCAGGUAUCUCCAUAUUCAGAGCCUGUCCGAAAAAAGUAAAUAAAGCCAACUUAAACAUCUUGCUUUCCUAUUGCACUGUUGGAAGAGCUAAAAAGGACGAAACACAAAGCUUGGAAAAGAAGAUUCUUAGCAAAAGUAGCACAAUCUCAACGGUGACUCCCGUCGUCGUACGAUCUGCCACCGCUUGGUAACUUGGAUAAAUGUACCGCUGUAUCAAUCUUUAAACACACAACUCCAGUACUACCGCGACCAUCCUAAAAAUUAUGACUACUGAAACAAAGAUAGCGACAAUAGCAAAGUAUUCAACAGCUGCUAAUACUGCUAUAUUUAUUCAUUUAAUUAACACAUUUCGAGGUUGUGAUAAUGUGAAAUCUUGUGAUGUACCUGCUUCGACUCCAGGUUAUGAUAAUCAUCGCAUGCAGAAAACGAUAUCUAUCCACCGCCAGAAUAACACUAAUAAUACGGCGUGUUAUUGUGAUGAUAACUAGAUUAAAAAUGGUAUUCAUGAAAGCAUCAUCAAACUUGACUAGAGACGAGCUAUACGGGUAACCUAACGCGCCUACUGAAUAUUUGACGUGACUGAAUUUUAAUCCGUGCGUCGGCCGUUGGCCGGUCAAUGGGUUCCUCGGGCAGCCUUACACAAUUGGGCUGUGCCAAAAGCAGCUGACAUCUUUUGGCGUACGUUUUGCUUCCGAUUUACGUACGUUUGUAUAAAAGUGGCAUAGCCUUCAUUAUUUCUAAACCCUAACAUCAACCAAUCUAAAACCAGCCAGUACAGCUAAUCGUACGCAUGUAGAUUUGGAAGGGCGCGUUUGUGUUAUUGUCAAAUCUGCGCGAUGCAUGCGGCCCGUGGACUCGUUGACGCGGAAAACCGCGUUGUUCUUAACGUUGGUGGUAUUCGAUUCGAGACUUAUAAACAAACUUUAAAGAAGAUUCCUGCCACGCGCCUAUCGCGUCUCACAGAGGCACUCGCCAACUAUGAUCCAUUACUUAAUGAAUUCUUUUUUGAUCGACAUCCGGGAGUAUUUGCACAAAUUCUGAACUACUACCGUACCGGGAAGCUACAUUACCCCACAAACGUCUGCGGUCCACUGUUCGAAGAUGAACUCGAAUACUGGGGUCUUGAUCCAAAUCAGGUUGAACCAUGCUGUUGGAUGACUUAUACGGUGUAUCGAGACACGCAGGCGACUCUCGCUAUCUUGGACACUUUGGAUAUAGAGAACGAGAAACCUUCCGAUCAAGACCUCGCGAAAAAGUUUGGUUAUGAAGAAGCCUACUUUAACAACAGCAUGUCUUUCUGGCAAACCGUAAAACCAAAAAUCUGGCUGCUUAUGGACGAGCCCUAUUCAUCGCACUACGCUAAGUUUAUUGCGGUCAUGUCGGUUUUUUUUAUCUGUGUUAGCAUCGUGUCAUUCUGCCUAAAGACUCAUCCCAACAUGCGUGUACCUGUAAUCAUUAACAAAACUAUCGAGCAGGUCAAUUACUAUCAAACACCAAUUAACCUGAGCGAGUACACCAUUAAUCAAAAUCGUUAUUCUCCACCAAACGGUUGGAAGAGCGAUGGAAAGAAAGGAAAGAACUACUAUUCUAAUACUUGGAUAUUAGACAAGGUUAAAACAGAUGCACAUGCCGCUUUCUUUUAUAUCGAAUCUGUGUGUAACGCUUGGUUCACUUUCGAGAUUGUUGUGCGAUUUGCCGUUAAUCCGCGCAAGCUGGACUUCGCCCGAGACCCGAUCAACAUCAUUGACUUUAUAGCCACAAUGUCCUUUUAUAGCGACAUGUUAUUACAGUACCUAGCUGCUGACCUAGAGAACGCUGACAUCCUAGACUUCUUCUCAAUUAUUCGUAUUCUGCGACUUUUUAAGCUAACCCGACACUCUCGAGGGCUUAAGAUUCUCAUCCACACAUUCAAGGCGUCGGCCAAGGAACUCGCGCUUCUUGUCUUCUUCCUCGUCCUCGGCAUCGUUAUCUUCGCCUCGCUCGUCUACUACGCGGAGCGUCUUGGCGUCAACCCAAAAAACGACUUCACCAGCAUUCCCGAGGGCCUCUGGUGGGCUAUCGUCACCAUGACCACAGUUGGCUACGGAGACAUGGUGCCCAAAACAUACGUGGGCAUGUUAGUUGGUGCAUUAUGCGCCCUUGCUGGCGUGCUCACAAUUGGCUUGCCUGUUCCCGUUAUCGUUAGUAAUUUCACCAUGUUCUACAGUCACACGCAGGCCCGGGAAAAGCUUCCUAAAACACGUAGGCGCUUCAUAGGAGAACCUAAUCAACCGGCUAGUGGCAUAACAGGUAAUGAGGGUCAGUCGACAGUGGCGGGAAUAACCGCCGCCAACCGCCGUUUAAACACUAUCAAACAAAGACGAAAAGGAGCCGCUGAACCAUUAUUGGAUCUUUAACAAAAAUCACCCUUUUUUAAGCAAAACUAACAGAAAAGUUUUUAUCAUAUCCGUGUGACGGCCUAAGGGCGUUCGUCCAUCCGGUCGCGGAUCGCCCUUCCACGUUGCAUGGCGCCAACGCCCAGUAUUGAAGCAACAGCAGCAACGGCAGCAAUAAAAAAAAUAUCUUCUCUCCCAAUGCACUCACAAUCCUAAACGCGGAUGCGAAACUGUAUAGCAGUUAUAUGAACAGGUGUAUAACUGUGCACAGUAUUGUUCAAUCUAAUUUUUUUUCCGAAUAUGCACCUUUGUAAUCAUUGCUGCGUCGUCAACCACGUCAACAGCUAGAAUUAUAUGUAUUGUUAGCCCCCUGCUGUUAGUAGGUUGAAACAAUAAUACAUACGAUGCAAUAACAGAAACAUUAAUUUGAAGCUAAAAUAAUAGAGUAAAACUUGUUUUAUACGAUGCGAUAGGCAUUUUGGAUUUUGAGACGCCUUACUCUCUACUUCCAUCACAAACUAUCGCAAACCAGGGCUUCAUGAUAGUUUUCAGCCAACUAGCAAGUGUUUCUAAAACAAAGGUGAUAUAGUUUAUAUAUAUGCCAUCAAUUUUAAUUCACUGCCGGUAUUGGGGCUAGCUGAUACUUACAUGGUGCUUCUAACCUGUGGCGCAAUGUUCUGGGAAGUGGUUUUCGUGAUUAAAAUCACGGGGUUAUGAUUUGAUUUCUUUACAAACUACAUGGCGGGCCAGAAAAGCAAAGAUACAAGAAUAAAAAAAGACCCCAUGUGCAUCAUUGUUUUGAGUGACUUGUCACAAUAUCAAUAAGGCUCUGUAUUCACCUGGACUCUACAGACGUAGCCUUUUUUGAAACAAGUCUUAAUAGGAUCUUGAUCAAAUAUGUUGUGACAUUCACUUUAUCAUUCAUGCUUGCUAACACUGAGCAAGCAUAAUCAUAUCGAGGCAUUCGGUCAACUGCAGUAUAAUUAUGAAAUAAAAUAUUGAUUAAUGGAAAUGCCAGUUACUGUUUUCAAAAAUCUGUAUAGCUAAUGUCUGUCUACAACUUAGUGAAUCGGCGGCAGCUAAAUGAUAGCAAUGAGGGUAGAAAAAGGUCUAUGAUACAAAUAAAUCGUAGCAAACUAUGCCACCCAGUUACUAAUUGUGCUGCAUAGUUUGGUAUUAAACUAUAUAAGCAAGUAUACAAACUAUAUAGCAUGAACUAUACGACACUUUAAAAUUUAGGCGAUGGAUACUAAAUAUAAACAAUACAAGAAAUGACGGAGCAAUAGAGUUGAAUUAUUGGGCUAGCUAGGCUGGGUGCUAAAAACCGUUAAGCAUUUUUUCUCAGCCUCACUUACGCCAAGUCCACAUUCGUACAUUUGAGUAUUUGUAACAUAAAAAUAACUAUGACAUUGCGUUCGUUUCGGACAAACUAAUCUGCCCCGGGUUGACAUUUUUUAAUAUAACCUGGCCUAUACGCACCAGCUGCCCCUGUUUUUAGGUAUAUGUGAAAACAAGCAAACUUGUUGAAGCUGCUUGACGUUUUUUACGACUCGAGAGUUGAGUGGACCUUGUGUAACUUACCGAUGGUGUACGUUUGUUUUACAUCAUUCAGGUUGUUUGAUCUGGCAUGAUGAUAUGCUGUACCAACAAACUGAACACUUAAUCAGGGAUAAGAACAGCAACGAAUAGCUAGUAUAAAUAACUAAAGAGAUGAAAGGGAAAAAAAUCGCAAAUAUAGGUACCUUAAACACUCAGGAUUACAUUUUAAUUGGAGGAAAUACUUUGUGCCUCUAAAUCCUGAGCACUAAACGUCUUGUCGCCGGGUUCACUUAUCGGCACAUACAACUAUUGCUGGGCUGUCUACGUUUAUUAAUCGAUCUGCAAGCAGUACAUGAUCAUGAAGAUUAUUGCGUCUAGUCAUUGAAGACACUCCGUUCAUUUAUAUAAAUGCAUCCCUUUUGACUAACUCUGUAUUUCACAGACACUAUGCAAUUACUGAGACAAACAAGCACAUACAUACACACGUAAAAUAAAUCAUACGUAAAAAUACAUCGGAGACAAAACGACGCAGCGUUGCUUGAUACUGACAUAAUGUAUCGCUAACAUCGACAUGUGAAGCUUUAUUACAAACACACAAAUGAAUAACUGAACGAAAAACCGUCUAACCUAUAAAGUCUAAUAUAGCUGGAGCUAAGGAUCUAGCAAGCAUCGAGUAGCACACUAAAGCUAGUAUUAUUAUUACGAAUAUUGGGUAUAUCGUAUGGCAGCGACCACCGGACUGACUUUCACGUAUUACAUGUAAGCCAUCUACAGUUACCUCGGCUGUAUUAGGCAAUCUCAUAUCACAGCCAUGCUACCGGUACACCAGUCCGCAUGUCCUGCAUUAAACGACGAAGCCGACAAAAAAAACGAAUUUUAAAUAGGCAUAUGGGUAAAAUAAUGUUUCUAAAGUCAGGGAAGACACAUUGUGCUAAAGGUUUUCUGUUUUCACUCAGCAUUUUGCCUACACACCUAGAUUUAAAAUACGACUAACCAUGUGCUCAGCAACUAUGAAUGCUUUUAGAACCAUUAAAUGAUGCAUAGUAGCUUAGGGACUAUAUAACGCACUAAUUUGUAUUAAAUUUUGAUAUACAUUUACAUAUGUCUUGAUGCAGGUCUUGUGGCAAGAUGACGAAACAUUAACAACAGGAUGCCAUUGCAAAGUAGUAAUAUUUUUAUUCGAUUUUUAUGUUUAUCAUUUUACUUUACUAUGUAGUACCUACUAAAGUGGGCCUAAUUCCUAUACCAAAUAGAGAAUUAAUUCAAAAUAUAGAGACUGAGGGUUAUCAAUGUAUUAAAUGUAGUUAGUCAAAGGAUGAGCUGAUAAAAAUAAGUCAUUAUUUCAAAGCUUUACUAGAGUUCAGCUAGCAAUGAAGCAGGAAAACAUAAUGGUAACAUUUUUUGUCCGACGAAGUUUCGUUUAAUUCUUGCUUCAAAAUGAAGCUUGGCUUCCCUUUUAUAUACCACAUUUCCUAGAAUCAUAUCUUUGUACAUUGGUGUAGUCUUUAUUGGUUAAUGAUCAACAGUGUAGGCUACUGUGAAUCUUAACUAUUAUCUUGUUAGCACACGUUUCUAGUUUAAAACAGAGUGCUAAGGCAAGCUAAAUGUAGUCUAAUAUUCUUAGAGUUUUCCAACAAUUUUCUCGCGAUCCGUGCUUAUCUGAAGUCAACUGGAUGUGCAAUGAUGUUUAUUCCGCAGGCACAAGCAGAAUAUAUAAUAUGUCGAAAAUCAAGAUUAACUAACUGAAUAUUCUCUCAAAAGGCAGCAGAGCGGCACUCAUUUCUCAAUUACAUUCAUUGUUCAACAAAAUCAUAACACUUUUAAAUAGAAUGUGCUUUAUUUAUCGGUAGAAGCCCAUGACCUUAAAGCUUUUAAAUAAAUAUUCGAGUACACAUAUAAUGUACUCGUUACUUCUGUCAUAGUGGUAAUAUAUUGCCUUUUUCGAGAUGUCGCAUCGUGCACCUACGAUCUAAAGGAAAAUAUCGGAGUACCGCUAUAUAUGGCCGAAUAGAAUGAAUGAGCGGUUCUUAUUAAGAUGAUUUAAAAUACUUUGGGUGCUUGUAUAGCCGACGCAUACAUGUAUAACUACGCUAUACGAUAUUACUUUCAACAACAAUUUUAAAUAGUACUUCACACGAUUCGGGUGCGUCUACAUACGAUAUAUCAAGAGCACUACGUAAAACAUAUGCAUAACGUAGCUAACUCUUGGACACACAUUCACAUACAAACACAGAUAUAUCCGUGUUUGUGCUUUUAUAUAUAUAUAUAUAUAUAUAUAUAUAUAUAUAUAUAUAUAUAUAUAUAUAUAUAUAUAUAUAUGUGGGUGACAUACCAGUCGUUUCGCUUGUUCUACACUUGGCAAUUUAAUACUCACCAUUAUUACAAAGCUCAUUGGCUUCUGAGCUAUAGAAACAGCCGUCACGAUCCCGUAGAUAGGAUCUGAGGAACUACCAAAAUGCAAAAUGUUCAUACGCAGUUAAGUGGUGUUAUCAUUACAAUUUGUGGUAUUAUUGUAUUAUUAAAAUUCCAGCUUAUGAAAUAAGUCAGAAUUACGCUAGCAAUGCACGACUCAGAUGAAGACAUAUUGCUACCUAUCGCAAAAAAUAAAAACCGAAAAAGACUACGGCCUGCGUGGGGUCUCCGAAAUAAUUUCGAGUAGCAAAUGUUCAUAUAUAAUGUGGUCGAUAUUCUUGUAUUGAAAACAAAAGAACGAAGCUGGAAAAGACGAAACCAAUUAAUAAGAAAAUUUGACUCUGAAAUGCGCAGAAACCCAUAUUUUCAAUUAACUUAUGGUAUGUGACCAGGUCUAUUAUGAUCGUAACGGACUAUAUGAACUUACUACUAUUACACAAGAAAAAUAAAUGUCAACUGUGUUUCUAUACUAUACUACAUUUUCUUAAGCUUCUUACGUUUUCUAUUAUCUAUAAUCUUUCACAAGAUUAUAUAUAAACAAGUAAGUAUCCGGAGACAGCUGUUGAAGCACACUUAAAGUAAAUCAUUCAAUGGAGUAGUUGGUGCUGUUAAAUUACGGUGCAAUAGUGACUGGAGUCCGCAAUCGUUAGCUGUGAACUAACAAGUAAAUAUUAAGUUAAACAAGCCAACGGAUUAUCUGACAAAUGAGUCAUGAUAUUACAUGUUUUCAUGCUCAUCGGCAUUGCGAAAAAAGAAACCUAAUCGCAAUUGUCAGGGACAUUUGUCGUACGAAUAUUAAGGUUAAAUGAAUGUGUUAAUGUCCAUGUGGCGUAUUGUUAUGGUAACUGAUUACAUAGAUUAAUACGGUGUAGCCCUUUGAUCCAUUUUCUCUUAAUUUGAGUAAUUUUUAUGAAUAUACGCAGUGUCUUAUAUGCACUAUCCGUUUCAUCGGCUGUACAUUGCAGCAUUUCUAUAUUCAAGUUUGUCAAUCGUCUUUUUUUUUUUGAAAGAUGAAUCUGCGAAUGAACCAGAUAAAGUUGUACGGGUAUUUUGCCACAAUGCUGUGCGACGACACACGCGCUAAGCGAUUGUUUCCCACAUUAAUGAUAACUUAACGUCUUUGCGUGAUGUGGUAAACCUAUAACUCAAAUAAAAUUGAAUUUUAGGUCGAAAUGACACUCGAUAUCUUUACUGGCGGCAUGUUUUACCAUCUAAGAUCAGUCUCUUCUAUUUUCAUGUAAUCGUUAUAAAACAGAAUCAUGAUAAAAAUCGUUGUUGUUAAUUGUUACAUGAUCUCAUCCAGAACAGAGACUGUCAUCUCAAGUCGUUCCAGCGAAGUGAAGAUUUAUACGCACUAAAUCAAUUCUAAUUAAAGCUUUCAACCUAUGCUUAAUAAAGAGAGUGGAAAGAAAUACGCAAUGAAAAUAAACACCUUGAAACUAUUGUAAUGUCACAACCAACUAAGCUUCUCGUAAUCACUCGUACUACAUCCAUCAUGAUGCCGUGGUUCUUGAACUAUAGAAAAUAAUUGAUAAAUGAUAUAAUAAUUUAUAAUGUUUACUCAUUUGUAUCAAAUACUCACUCAUUACCCGUAUCGACCUAUGGGCAGACACAAAUUAAUGAGGACUUGAAACUACAAAGCUAGCUGCACAGCGAUUAUAAAUAAAUUUCUCAUUUACUUCU